Molecule: messenger RNA, 1068 nt
Organism: Durio zibethinus
Lineage: Eukaryota; Viridiplantae; Streptophyta; Magnoliopsida; Malvales; Malvaceae
Source: RefSeq, a predicted model, not a curated record
AUGUCAUCAACCACACCGGAUAUCUCUUCUAUACCAGUUCAGCCGAUAAUAAAUUCUUUUACUAGUCGAAUUGUGUCAGAUGAUGGUAAUGAUUCAAUGAAUGAAGCUUUAGAUGCCACUAAUGGUAACACAGAUAAAACACCAGUCAUUGAUGCCAAUGAUAGAGAAUGUGAUAAUGCUGACCUUGAAGAGUGUGAAGAAAGUAAUGAGAAAAAGAGGCAAAAGACAUCUGCUGUUUGGUUAGAAUUCAAAGAAGUCAUUCUUUCUGAUGGUUCCAAAAAAGGAGAGUGUGUCCAUUGCAAGAAGAAGCUAGCAAUAAAUACAAGUAAAAGUACAACUCAAUUUAAGAGGCAUUUGACAACUUAUGUUAAGAGAAAAAUUUUUCAGAAUCAACAACAAAUGAUCAACUUUCAGCUAGUAAACACAUGUGGUGAUGUACAGAUACUACCUGCUCUCACAGAUGGCAAGUUUGAUAUGGUAAAGAUGAGAGAAGCAGCUGCACAUUGGAUACUUAUGCACGAGCAUCCUUUUUCGAUUAUAGAAGAGGAAGGUUUUAACAUGAUGCAAAAACAUGAGAUGCCUGAAUGGGAAAAGGUAUCACGUAAUACUAUUAAAAAAGAUUGCAUGCAAGUUUAUGAAGCAGAAAAGAAGAAAUUAAAGGCAUUGUUGAAGACUGUCAGUAAGAUUAGUUUGACAACAGAUUUAUGGAAAUCAACUUUGUUCACAUACCUCCUCCUCGUCGCGGUGUUGAGAUUGCUGAUUGUGUUUACACUUUCUGUGGACAAUGCUUCAAGCAAUGAUGUGGCGAUUAAAAUUCUUAAAGACACUUUUUCAAGAAAUAGGAUGUUGCUUUGUGGAGGAAAAUUAUUUCAUGUUCGGUGUUGUGCACAUAUCUUAAAUCUCAUGGUUCAAGAUGGCUUUUCUGAGAUUAAGAAUGUGAUUAGUGAUGUUCAUGAAAGUGUCAGUUUUAUUAAUCAAAAUGAGGCAAGACUUAACUCAUUUUCUGAUAUAGUACAGCAGUUACAGUUACCUGAUAGGAAACUCAUUCUCGAUUGUAAAACACGUUGA